This is a messenger RNA of Thlaspi arvense, 780 nucleotides long. NCBI's taxonomy places the organism in Eukaryota, Viridiplantae, Streptophyta, Magnoliopsida, Brassicales, Brassicaceae. The record is from the annotation of a GenBank genome assembly.
AAAGUCUCCAAACUACACUCUCCUCACAAUACACACACAGCAGAAAAAACUCUCUACACACAAAACACUAACGAAGGAAGAAGAAGAAGAAGACGACGACACAAUCUAAGCUCAGCAACACUCAAUAUGGCUUUGACGACGGCGUCGACGAACGGGAUGUGGAUGACGGAGGAUUGCAAGAGAUCGUUCAUGGAGAUGAAGUGGAAGAAAGUUCACAGAUACAUCGUUUUCAAAAUCGAGGAGAAAUCCAGGAAGUUCGCCGUCGACAAGGUCGGUGCCGCCGGCGAGAGCUACCACGAUCUCGCCGCUUCCUUGCCGGAAAAUGACUGUCGCUACGCCGUCUUUGAUUUCGAUUACGUCACCGUCGAUAACUGCCGCAUGAGCAAGCUCUUCUUCAUCACCUGGUCGCCGGAGGCGUCGAGGAUAAGGGAGAAGAUGGUGUACGCGACGUCGAAGAGUGGCCUGAGAAGAGUGUUGGAAGGCAUUCACUUUGAGCUUCAAGCCACCGACCCAACCGAGAUGGGAUUCGACAAAAUCAAAGACCGGGCCAAAUAACUACAGUCCAUAACCGGAGUUACAUCGUCGGGUUAUUAUGUGAUAAGCAGCAGUUAAUUCUCCAUUAAAUGUUAGUUAAUUGUUGUUUAGUACUUAACUUAUUUCCAUUUGUUGUCAAAAAAUAUAAUUCCCUACAAAAAUGUUGACAAGUGUUUCGUUUUUAACUGUUGCUGUUAAUUUCUUAAACAUAAUAAUUGCUGAACGUUACUUUUUUUUUUUUAACAA